UCCCUCGAUGCUCAUUGGUGAACGGUGUGGGACUGCCGGAGCGCGGGCGUCGGCGCGGGCGUUCGAACCGGCGCUUGGCGACGUUGCCAUGGGGAUGAGGCCUGGCAGCAGGCUCCAGCUUGUGACCAGAGAGGGCUCCGGUCGCCCGCCUUGGGUCUCUCUCCUCUCAGCGUUGUCUUCAGUCUUCAGACAAGGUUGACCGAGGAGGAAUUUGGAAGCCUCCGAGAGUUUAUAGAAACCCGUUCACAAAAAUGACAUCCUGGUUGUAUGAAUGUCUUUGUGAAGCUGAACUAGCACAGUAUUAUCCUCAUUUUACUGCCCUUGGCCUUCAGAAAAUAGAUGAAUUAGCCAAUGUUACAAUGAAGGACUACUCCAAAUUGGGAGUCCAUGACAUGAACGACCGCAAACGUCUCUUCCAACUUAUCAAAAUCAUUAAGAUUAUGCAGGAAGAAGAUAAAGCAGUCAGUAGCCCAGACUCUCGUCUUCAGACAAGCAAUCUGUGUGUCAAGCCUCAGAAAUCCAGAUCUGGCCCUCGAAGGCAACUGCAUUUUGAUUCUCCUGCUGACAACAAAGACAGAACUACCAGCAACAAUCAGUUUGAACUGUGUGAUUUAUCAGAUUUUUCUGCAAGUGAACAGAAGUCUAACUACAUAAAAGUACUGGAGCACAUGCUACCAGAUGAUUCCCAGUACCAUAUACAAACAAGAAUUCUGAAUGCCGCAGCCGCUGAUUCCAACAUACAAAAAGCAGCUAAGAUUUCACCCUUUUCAUCGAAUCACUUUUCUCCAGUACAAGGGGAUUGUGAUAGUUCAGUUAUUCAAAGAGUCUCUCAUGUUUCCGGGUAUAACUACGGAAUCCCUCAUUCCUAUGUCAGUAGGAGCCAGAGUUUCAGAACCCUGAGAAACUCCCUCACCAACUUGAAGCUUCCUGUUAGUGAGUCAUCCCUAUCCGAAGAGCAUUCUCUUUGGAUACCUCAAAUUAGACAGAACACUUCAGAGAAAGAGAAUCCUUGGACGGAGAUGGAGAAAAUCAGAGUUUGUGUUCGAAAACGCCCUCUGGGCAUGAGGGAGGUACGUCGUGGAGAAAUCAACAUUAUUACUGUGAAAGAUAAAGAAACUCUACUUCUUCAUGAGAAGAAAGAAGCAGUUGACCUCACACAGUAUAUUCUACAGCAUGUUUUUUAUUUUGAUGAAAUCUUUGAUGAGGCGUGCACUAAUCAAGAUAUUUACAUGAAGACUACUCACCCACUCAUUCAGCAUAUUUUCAAUGGAGGCAAUGCCACUUGCUUCUCAUAUGGACAGACAGGUGCUGGAAAGACCUAUACCAUGAUAGGAACUCAUCAGAACCCAGGACUGUAUGCUCUGGCUGCCAGAGACAUCUUCAGACAACUGGAAGUGUCCCAGCCAAGAAGGCAUCUUUUUGUGUGGAUCAGCUUCUAUGAAAUCUACUGUGGACAGCUUUAUGACCUUCUAAAUAGAAGAAAAAGGCUCUUCGCAAGAGAAGAUAGCAAGCACGUAGUACAAAUAGUGGGACUUCGAGAGCUUCAGGUGGAUAGCGUGGAGCUCCUCUUAGAGGUGAUCCUCAAGGGCAGCAAGGAGCGCAGCACCAGGGCCACUGGAGUUAAUGCAGACUCCUCUCGCUCUCACGCUAUCAUCCAAAUUCAGAUCAAAGAUUCAGCCAAGAGGACAUUUGGCAGGAUCUCUUUCAUUGACUUGGCUGGCAGUGAAAGAGCAGCGGAUGCCAGAGACUCAGAUAGACAGACAAAGAUGGAAGGCGCGGAAAUAAACCAGAGUCUUCUGGCUCUGAAGGAAUGUAUCCGUGCAUUGGAUCAGGAACACACCCACACUCCUUUCAGGCAAAGCAAAUUAACUCAGGUGCUGAAGGACUCUUUCAUUGGCAAUGCCAAAACCUGCAUGAUCGCCAACAUCUCACCAAGCCACGUGGCCACUGAACACACUCUGAAUACUUUGCGCUAUGCUGACCGGGUCAAAGAACUAAAGAAAGGCAUUAAAUGUUGCACUCCAGCUAACAGUCGAAAUCGAACAUCUGGAAAUUCUUCUAACGCUUCUCCAAAACGAAUUCAGAGCUCUCCUGUGGCCUUGCCAGGGGACAAAUAUUCUCCCAAAAAAGUCAAGCUGGGGCUUCAGCAGCCUCUCACAGUGCCAUCUGGCUCCAUGAGAGGGAAGGCCCAUCCUCUGGCUAGUCACCCAGCCAAUAUCCCUUUUGCUUCUGUACCUAAGGUUCCUGGCAGAGAGGGUGGCUCUCGAGGGAGUCCUCCCCGAGAGUGGGUCAUUCAGACUAGCUCUAGCAAAGGAACCAUGCUGUCUGGACAUGUAGCCAUAAAAAGGGCAGAAGAAUCAGCUGCAUUAUGCUCUGAGAAAAACCCAAUUGGCAACAAAACCACCCUAGGCUGGGGAAGCAGGGCGCCAGGCCCAGGAGGAGACCUGGUCCAUGGUAAGCCGCCCUCCCGGUGCAAGAAAGUGCAGACUGUGCAGCCUGUGCAGAAGCAGCUUGUGUCUCGAGGCGCGCUCUCCUUUGGCAGCGCCCAGCGCUUAGUGGAGUACGGUCAGGGCAGCAAGGUGGGUGCGCUGAGCUGGCCUGCCUCUGAAGCUUGGACCAACAACAUCCCUGUGCAGCAGGAGGCAAGGGAGGAGCAUUUGCGCUUUUACCACCAGCAAUUCCAGCAGCCACCUCUCUUCCAGCAGAAGUUACAUUACCAACCCCUGGCAAGGUUUUUAUGCCCGUCCCGGCCCCCAGAGGGACAGCUCCAGAGUGACAUCCCUCCUCCCUUCCACCCUCAUUGUGCUGAGAGUCAUGAUGGAGCCCAAGUACCCCAAGCCGAGGACCCUGAUGACAGCGACUUCAGUGAAGAUUCUUUUUCACAUGCCUCCUGUCAAAGGACCACAAAGCAGGGAAAGAACCCGGAGAACAGUGAAGGCUCGUUCUUCCUUCAUCAGAGGGAGCAAGGUCCUGAGGAGCAGGUGGCUGAAAGGCAGCAGAGUCUGUUUUUCAGCCCAGAUGGUGACGAGGAGGGUGUAACUAGAAGCUGGGUAUACUCCAGGGACCCCGCAGGCCACAGAAGGAUAGCACUCGAUCACGGCUGCAGCCCAGGUCAGGUGCCCUUGGACUGGAGUGGAGAGGAGGACUCAGACUCCUCAGGGCCUCCUCCCAGAGAAGACCUGGCAGGGAAGCCUUACUGCUCACAGAUAGACUCUGUAUAUGAUCGGGAAAGAGGUGGCGGCCCUGCUUUUGACCUCAGACAGGAAGCCUUCAGAAGUGAGGUUCCUGGGCAGGCCGAGGGCAGCUUGCCAUCCCUGGAGGAAGAUGGUUUCACUUGCUCACUAUCCCACAUCGCAGUUCCUGGAUCCCCAGACCAGAGAGACACAGUGAGCACACCCCUGAGAGAAGUCAGUGAGGACAGCCCAAUUCUGGAGACCAGAACAAUGAAAAACAGUAACCCUUUCCAAGGAGACGACUCGAAAGGUGAAUUAGGCGCAUGCUCUGAGUAUGCUUCUGCACUGAUGGCCCCACUCACCAUGUCCCUCCUGGAGAGCCUGGAUGAUGGGGGGGCUCCUUCCUGGGAGCAGCCGGCCCAGGAUGGAACCGCGCGUGGUCUCGUGGCAGUGGACACAGAGGGGCCAGCAGUGGGCCACACAGUGUCAUCGGGCGACCCAGAGGCAGUCCUGCCAACGUCUUCCGCAACCCAGCAAAUGUGGCUCUCCUCAUCUCCCCCCGACGACAAGCCUGGGGGCAGUCUUCCAGCUCUGUCCCCAUCACCCAUCCGUCAGCACCCACCUGACGAGCUGCCCAGCGGGGAGGCUGACCCAGGGCAGGCCUGCCAGAGCAGAGGGACCACACUCUUCUCCCGGGGGCACCGUGAUGCCAAUGCUGAGACAGAGCUGGACAGCUCCCAGGGUUUCCUGGGAAAGCCCUUCCUCACCUUACAUCCUGGAGGACCCCACGCUGGGCCUACACUCACCCCCCGAGCAGGAAAUAGUGAUGUGGCUGACCAGCCCGGGGCCCAGGAGAGAAAGCAGCCGACUGGGCCCAGUUGGCCGGAACUGGGUUUCUCCACAGACCCCAUCACACUGUCUUGCUACAAAGAGGACAUUGCAUGGCUCAAACAUAGGCCAAUCCCAAGGUCCUUAGCAAGGCCAGGCUCUCCCCUGGCGGCCAGCUGCUUUCCCGAGACCGCCGGGACACUCCGUCAGCCUGCCCUGGGACAUGCACAGCAGGUGGUCAUCCAAGCACACCAGGAACAGCUGGAUGAAAUGGCUGAGUUAGGCUUCAAGGAGGAGACCCUGAUGAGCCAGCUGGCUCCUACUGAUUUUGAAGGUUUUGUGAUCCAGCUAGAUGAAAUCAUGGUUCUGAAGUCCAAGUGCAUCCAGAGUCUGAGGAGCCAGCUACAGCUAUACCUGGCCUGCCACAAGCCAGCUGCAGGCCCCGAGAGGACAGCGGUGUCUUAGAGUGGAGUUGGUACGGGGUGGCUGGGCUCUCAAGAGCUGGAGGGGCCUCCACCAGGUCCCCCUGCAGAUCUCGGCACCCACUCCCUUGUCCCGCCCAUGCUGGUCUCUCCCUCACCACUCAUGGCCUGGGCUGGGUCCCAGCUCCUCUCUCCGAGCGAGCAUCUGUCCAGUUCCAAGCACAGGGGCUUCUGCAAGGAAGGACAGAUGAGCCUGAACAACUUCUAAUAGAUCUCUCCCUUUUCUUUGGGGUUGAGGAUUUGCAUUACUGACCCUUUGUGGAAACACAGUUGGGUCUAAUAACCCUGUAGAUGUUUCUGAAUUUGGGGGUCUGAGGAUGGGGCGGGGGUGGUCAGCAGUAACUUACAGGUUGGAGGUCGCAAGCUAGGGGAGAGAACAUGCUGAGCCUAGAGGUUUUACCAGCCGGAUUCUGUGCCUUCCUCCAGGACUUGGUCAAAAACUAAAACGCUGGUGCUAGUGGGGUGACGGCUGGGUGAGAUCUGCCCCACCAGCCCUCGGGAGGUUAGCUUUUGAAAAUGUAAAAUGAAUAAACCGUAACUCGAUGUCUAACAGGA
This is a messenger RNA of Bubalus bubalis (water buffalo), 5038 nucleotides long. It is a transcript of the gene KIF24, whose product is annotated as kinesin family member 24. The transcript has 14 exons. NCBI's taxonomy places the organism in Eukaryota, Metazoa, Chordata, Mammalia, Artiodactyla, Bovidae. The coding region runs from base 252 to 4466 and encodes 1404 amino acids. Gene Ontology annotation, molecular function: microtubule motor activity; ATP binding; microtubule binding. Gene Ontology annotation, biological process: microtubule-based movement. The record is from RefSeq and is a predicted model, not a curated record.